Messenger RNA from Syngnathoides biaculeatus (alligator pipefish), 3532 nucleotides. It is a transcript of the gene gata1a, whose product is annotated as GATA binding protein 1a. Gene Ontology annotation, cellular component: nucleus. The transcript is spliced from 7 exons. The record is from RefSeq and is a predicted model, not a curated record. Gene Ontology annotation, molecular function: zinc ion binding; RNA polymerase II cis-regulatory region sequence-specific DNA binding; DNA-binding transcription factor activity, RNA polymerase II-specific. Bases 1409 to 2656 code for a protein of 415 amino acids. Gene Ontology annotation, biological process: negative regulation of transcription by RNA polymerase II; cell fate commitment; positive regulation of transcription by RNA polymerase II. NCBI's taxonomy places the organism in Eukaryota, Metazoa, Chordata, Actinopteri, Syngnathiformes, Syngnathidae.
AGAGAAAUACAACUGUUGAACAGACGAUGUUGAGGUGAAUUCUAAGGACAUCCAGAUGGCUUUAUUUGUCCAACAACUUCCUGCUGGAAAGGUGAACUGACCAAAUAAAACUCAAAUCAUUAAACUCCAACGGAGGAACGUAUUUGGUUGGCGCACCGUUCAUUUUAAUCAAAGUUUUUUUUCACACUGUCGUUUAUUAGGAAUUGUGUAGCCAUGGUAACACAGCAUUUAUCAGGGGUUGAUUGAAGCAUGUGUUGUGAUGUAUCUUUUGAUACCUUGUUUAUUUGUGGGGGCGAUGUUCAACUUUAUGGGCCACAUUCGGUCGAGAAAAAUAGCACAAUUAUAAUAAUCCUAAUAACAGACGGUUCAAUUUUUCAGAUAUUUGUUGGAUCUGAAGUGCAUGUUUGACCCAGCGAUUAAAUGUGGAAAUUGGCCCGAGGGUCACAACUGUACGGCAUAUUUUUAAACAUGCACAGUGAUUUGCAGUUUCUCUUCUCACAUGAACUUAUCAGUGCAGUUUAAUUGCCGCACUUUGCACAAAACUUUCCUUCUUUUUCUUCAAACGAACAAAGGGAAGAGAGCGGCGGCACUGCUUUGACUAUCAAAUGACCGCCACAGUGCGGACUUGUGCGUGCCCACACCGUAUCGCUCGCUGGCCCUCCAGUGCUUUGCAUUGCCCUGGCGGAGAAAUCACUCUUUGUACUUUUCAAUUUUUGUUUUCUUCACUUGGCCGUCAAACUCACUAUGAGCGCUGAGGUGAGACACGCAAGUUGGAGUUUACCCAAAACAAAGAAAUUUUACAUUGCACUUCUUGAACAUAAUCUGCAUGUGUGUAUCAGUCACUGAAGUGAUGAGUUGCAUAUUUUAUUUGGGUAAUUAAUUAUGGCACUUACAAAACUCUAAAAAAUGAAAACUUGCCAACCCUGCAUGAAGAUAUUUUUUAUUCCCUUUUUCCAGUAUUGAUUGCAGACAUUGCCAUGCUUUUGUGUGUGUGUGGUUGUGCGUGUGUCUUCUUGCUCCUAUUUUGGAGGUGUGUCUCUGUGAAAGUUGCCCCCAAUCCCUCCCACGCACUGCAGGCCCUAAAGCGUUACUGUUGGAUGGAGAAGGUGUUUUUUUUGUUUUGUUUUGUUUCUUUCACUUGAGAUCAGUCAAGUUGUGGCAUCUUCGACACUUUUUAUCCAAAACCCAGUUUGACCAGUUUGACUUUGGACUCCCUCAACAGUUAUAUCUCACAAGGGUGACGGGGAGCCGAUCCCGGGUGACUUUGAGUGAAAGGCAUACCGCACCCUUGGCUGGUCGCCAUUUAAUCACAGAGCAUAAAGUAUAUUGAGAAAGACGAGCAUUCAUUCACAAUCACAUCGUUUUUGAGUGGGGGAAGUCAACCGAUUGGACAGGUCCAGGCUCUCACAUGGAGCAUUCAUUCGAGCCACCUCAAUGGGUUUCUUCCUCACUGCUGGGCUCAGAUCCUCUGCCAGCCUUCUCCUCUGAGGCCGGUCUGCUGCCCCCAGGAGACGAUGGAGAUGCCUUCUUUUCCAGCCAGGACACAGACUACACCAACCUGUCGACUUUCUUCUCCAACCAGAGUCAGAAUCGAACACCUUCCGCCUACAGGAACAGCUCGGUCCGGCAGGUGUUCACGUCCCCGAGUCUCUUCAGCAACCUCCAGCUGCUGGAUGGGCCAGCCAAUCACUCCCUGGGUUCACCCUACACUUCUCCAGACACCACGUGGAGCAGCAGCCCCCUGACAAAAAACCCACUUCCCACCUCUUUGUACACCGGAGCCUCCUCCUCAUCCUGCCUCACCCCUUCCAGGGAGAACAGGGAGAGCCCUCAGCCUCUGGAGGCCCUCAAGGCUGAGCGUAUGAGCCCGCUCGGGGGGUCCACGUCCUGCAGCGGUUUCCUAAGUCUCACUCCUGCAGUCGGGAGCAUGUACACAGCGACGUCGCAACAGCACACGCACAUGCUGACCUCUUACAGCCCAUAUAUGACGAGCCCACAGGAGUACGCCGCAGCCAACUACUACAACAGCCCCAGCGCCUGGAUAAGUCCGGGAUACUCCCCGAAACUGCGCAACAAAAUGAGAAUAUCCACACCAGAGGCUCGAGAGUGUGUCAACUGCGGAGCCACAGCGACCCCCCUUUGGCGCCGCGACGGCACGGGCCACUACCUGUGUAACGCCUGUGGACUGUACCAUAAGAUGAAUGGACAGAACAGACCUCUGAUCCGACCCAAGAAGAGACUGAUCGUCAGCAAGCGGGCGGGCACACAGUGCGCCAACUGUCACACGAGCACGACGACACUGUGGAGACGCAAUGCAAACGGGGAGCCCGUGUGUAACGCCUGCGGCCUCUACUUUAAACUCCACAAUGUCAACCGACCCCUCACAAUGAAAAAGGACGGCAUUCAAACCCGCAACAGGAAAGUGUCCAACAAGAACAAGAAGAGUAAGAAGGCAGCCCUGUUGGAGACGUUCACGGGAGGCCCCCAGCCGCAUUCCCUGGAGGACAACGGCGGGCCCUUCGGCCUGGGCCCCGCCACCCUCCUGACUUACGGCCACACCCCCCACCUCAUUCCGGGCCCGCCACCUCUGCAUGUCUCCGCUCCCUUAGCAUACCCGCACCACAGCAACCCGGGCGUGGUCACCACUUUAGUGUGAAUGGAGGCGGGAGGGGGAAGGGGGCAGUCCGGCCGGCCGGCUCACAGGGAAAAAUAUUAGCAAACUUGAUUCAACUGUCUUUUCUAUUCCUCGCGGUGUGAAGUUAUUUGUACGUGAUGCCCGUUUGUCUGAUUUAUGCAGGCAAGUCAAUAAAAUUUACUGGAUGUGUUGUGGGACCCUGAUGUUCAUGAGGCAAUUUUGGAGUCUUUUGUCAUUUAGUUGAUUAACCGCUGCGCUGACCUUUGUGUAGUUGCAAGAAUGGGGGUGCUGGGUUUGACUGCAUAAUCCUAGCAUAGCGGUUGAUGCAAAUUUCCCCAACCCGCAAAGGUGAAAACCAAGCCAAGUGCACCACUUGCAGUAUGUCCAAUUUCAGGUCUGCACCUCAUUUCAUGAAUUUUUUUUUUUUUAAUCUCUACUCUAUUGUGUGCAAGCAAGGCAUCAUGGCUCUUUAACAAUUUAUUUUUUCGUGGCAGUAGUGCGAUGUCAUGAAUUACAAAUAGUUUGUCAAUAUGUUAGUACAUUUGCCAGGUAUCCGCAUUCAGUAUUUUUCCCCCAAUGUCUUUCUACUUUUACUAUCUACAUAAGAAAACAUAUACGAGCACUUUGUCAAAGCAGGUUUGUUUGACUUUUUUUUUGUUUUAAACAUCUGCAAAUGAUAACACAACUCAAACAACAUGAAAAUAAAUAGUGGCAAAGACAUAGAUCUGUAUUGAGUUAAUGAGAUCUUGGGAAUUCAUAAUUUGGCAAAAAAAGGGACAUCAUGAUGAUGAAAAAGGCAAGCCAGGGAGCAUUUUCAAAUAUGAUGCAACUGAUAUGGAGAAGCAUGAUAUUCCCCGCCCAUGACCUUAUUUAGAGAAUUGUUCACUGUUGUUGGUU